UUGUACAUUCCUACAAACAACUAAAUAAAAUUCUGAAACUGAAUUUUAAAGCAAAGUAAAUCCUUUCAAAUAUCUAUUAUCCUGUAUGAGAAUUUGUAAUGAGUGAAAACGAGAAAAAUAUGUCUACCGAGGAUGACACUGAGGAAAGUUUCUCUCGGCUUCCAUUAAUUAAAACUCGUGUCCGGAAAAAUCUUACUGAAUUGCGACAUCCCCGACAGAAAUUUUGUGCUCGUUGGGAAAAAGAUUUUCCUUGGCUUAAAGCCGAUAAAGUAGAUGAAUCUGUUGGAAUAUGUACCGUAUGUAAUAAGCAUUUAGUGUGUAAAAAAAGCCAUUUGGAGCGUCAUCAGAAAUCAUAUAAACAUCAGAGGCUUCAGGGUUUUGAAUCAUUUGACACAGAAGGUGAACCAUCACAACCAAAUGUGCCUGAAUUUAUGGAGUGUGGAAAGCGAGAGUUCGAACAAGAAGAGCAGGAAUUUGGCCAAGCGAUUGAGCUGGAUCCAGAUUAUAAUUUAGAUAAUGAGCGAGAUUCUGAAAAAAGAUUUAAGAGAAAUGUUUCACAUAAACUAAAGACUUCAUCACACCAAUCGUCUGUGAAUGGUUUAUCGCAAGAAGAAAGGCUAAAAAACCGGAGCUUCAAAUUGGACCGUUUUAAAUUGCUCAAACGUAUCGACCGCGACCGUAAUGCGCUCAAUGAAUAUUAUUUAAUACGAAAGAGACAACAUUCACCAGCAGUUCAACAGUGCAAAGAUACAUUCGACUUAUUUUUUGAUAGCGUAUGUGCAACUGUAAAAGCUUUGCCUCCAAAACUGGGUGCUGAAGUGAAGGGUCGAAUAUCGCAGUUGAUAGCGGAAUUCGAGUUACGUGCGAUAUGUGAGAGGGAAGCUCAACAAUGUAGUCUUACAUUACCUUCAACAACAACGGAAAAUACCGCAAUGGUAGUUGCUGCCACUACAACUCAUCCAUCAGACCCAACACCAUCGGUAACGCAGGAGUCAACGGUCAUAGAUCCCAAUGGUGUUCCACAUAUCGUUUACACUUUUCAGUCGAAAGUACCGGAAUGAUUUAAAAGAUGGCAUGCCAGGAAAAUAAAUGUAAAUUUGUAAUUGUAUUACACGUCGGAUUGCCACCAUUAGUUUAUGUAUUUUUUCAUACUUACAUACAUAUAUUACGUUUUAGGAAAGUAAUCCGAUUAUACAUAGAAUAUUAGUUUGUUAUUUAUGUAAUUUAAAUAAAAAUUUUAAGUUUUAAAUUUAGCGGCCGCCGUAGCCGAGUGGUUUGGUGCGUGACUGCCAUUCGGUAUUGUACUCUGUGCAGGAACAGUAAAUAGCGUUUUCUGAUAACGGUCGACCCUCGGCAGGUAAUGGAAAACCUCCGAGUGUAUUUCCGCCAUGAAAAAGCUCUUCAUAAAACCAUCUGCCGUUCGGAGUCAGCUUUACGUUGUAGGUCCCUCCAAUUGUAGAAAAAUAUCAAGAUGCGCACCAUAAAUUGGAAGAGUAGCUCGGCCAAACAAGCAAUAAAGUGUGUAAUCGCCAAUUAUAAAGUAAUUUAAA
Messenger RNA from Anastrepha obliqua, 1550 nucleotides. RefSeq names its product protein suppressor of variegation 3-7-like. The record is from RefSeq and is a predicted model, not a curated record. Lineage: Eukaryota; Metazoa; Arthropoda; Insecta; Diptera; Tephritidae. Bases 99 to 1061 code for a protein of 320 amino acids. The transcript has 4 exons. Gene Ontology annotation, molecular function: DNA binding.